CCCCGCCCCGUCGCCAUGGCAGCAGCGCGGCGGGCCCGGGGCCGGAGAUGGCGGCGGUGUCGGGGGGCGGCGAGAGUGGCGCGGACGGGGGGAGCUCCGGCGAGGAGGACGCCGGCGGCUCGGCCGGAGAGAGCCGGUACCGGGCUGCGUGCCGGGCCUGCGGCGUGACCCCGGCCUCCAGCCUCCUGCGGCGCACGGUGGGCCCCGUGCUCAGCCUGCGGCACCGUGGCCUGGGCCCGCGGGGUGCCAAGGCUUUAGCUCUUUCCUUGAUGGUUGAUACCUCUAUCCUCAUGUUAGACCUAAGUGACAACUGGCUGCAGGGAGAAGGGGCGGCUGCAAUUGCAGAGAUGCUGAAAGAAAACUGCUACAUUUCAGCUGUUGAUUUAUCUGACAACAAAUUAGGCAUUGAAGGAGCUAAGGCCUUUUCUGCUAUGCUUCUAGAAAAUACUACAAUUGUGUCCCUCCAGCUCUCAGGAAAUGAAUUUGAUGAUCAUGCAGCGAAGUAUUUAGCGGAUGCCCUCACAGCAAACAGCAAAGUGGAAAUUCUGGAUUUGAGUUACAACAAGUUUGGUGACAAAGCAGGUGAAAUUCUUGGAACGGCAAUAGCAGAAAACAUUGGAUUAAAGGAACUUAAAAUCAGCUGGAACCAUUUCCAUAGUCAAGCAGCAGCUGCCUUGGCCAAAGGCUUGGGGGCAAACAUAUACCUCAAAGUGCUGGAUGUUUCCUACAAUGGCUUUGGCAACAGUGGAGCAGCUGCCUUGGGGCAGGCUCUUAAAGCCAACAACGUGCUGGAAGAGCUAAACGUUAGCAACAACCGUAUUUCGGUGGAAGGAGCUCUGCACAUUGCAGGUGGCCUGAAAGAAAACAAGAGUCUGAAAAGACUUAACAUGACCAGAAAUCCCAUGCAAAGUGAAGGCUGCUGUGGGGUCCUCAAAGCUCUACAAGCAAAUUCUGGCACUGGCCUAGAGAUCCUGGACUUGCCACUAAAUGGCACUUCUGUGGCACAAGAACUUCCACUUGAACAUCUACCCUGUUUGUGAACAGUGCCAGAUCUGAGAAGGCAGCCCUCUGUCACCAGGACAUCCCUGUGAACAAAGAGCUUGCAGAGCUGUGUGAUGCUGUGAAAAUACUUUUCCCAAAUCUUCUCCUUAGAUAUGGUGGAAACAUGAAGUUGCAGAGGAAAAGUCAGUUGAAGGCUGAGCUUCGGACUCAGCCCAAAGUGGUGGGUAAUUCCCAGAAUGCAGUGGCUUAACACGAGUCUCUUUGGGGCUGCUUCUUUAGCACCUCUGCCUAACACCCCAGUACCACUCACCAAGCCCGUGACACAAGGAUGUGCCAGGGCAGGGCUAAGGCAGGAUCUGUGCACAUACUGGCUACUUCAUCAUUGCUGACACUUGGAAUUUUUUCUGUCUUUUCACUUUAAGUUUUCUGCUACAACCAGCUCUGAGUCUCUUCCAGCACAUGCAAGAGUAUCCUCAUGGAUGAGAGUCCAGGGGCUUCUUUUUAAUCAUCAUCUUUGUGUGUAGGGACAUUUGUCUGGUGGAACAUCAUAUGCUGUAGCUGCUGAUGAUGCUUGGAUCCAUAGCCCGCUGCAGUGGGGUCUGUGCAGCCUGAGAGUGCACUUAUUCUGUAGAAAGUACAGUCCUAUCCAGAGAUGUGGUGUGAACAAAUGCUUUCUGCCUUAGGCUUGUUCUUCUGUUAUACAGCCAGGAUUGCCUUUGCUGAAUUGGCUGUCAGAUGCAUGGGUGAUUCAUUUUCAGCUGCUUACUACCACAGUUCCUUAGCCUUACAUGGAGCCCAUGUUCUCCAGAGUAGAGCCCCUGUCCUGGGUCAUGACUGGCAUUAUUUCCUGGAUGCAUGCUCUUGUUUUUGUCAGUCUUACGUAGGAUGGAUGCUACAAGUUGCCUGGAAAUAGGACAGGCACUCAGUGGUAGCUCAGCAAUGAGAACAGGACAUGGGCUGUAACUCUUUCCCCCUUCCUGGGAUGUUUUCUGUGAUCCUGGUAUAAUCCAGUGGAUCCUUGCUCCUUGAGGAGCGUUGGGCAGGAAUCAUGUCUGUGCUUUAAGCAGCCUGGCUUAACUCUCCCUGUCCUGGUCUCUGUGAAGAAGUGGUUUCUUGCAGCAGUUUCUUGCAGUUUGGGAGAGGGGCUGAGGUUGGUCACACAAGCAGCUCUGGAUGUCUGGCUUGGGUGGAGGUGCAAGCAACUCUGCCCCACACUCAGAGGGCAGCAAACCCCAGCGGUGUUGCAGUGCUGCCUUAACCUAGCUGUGGCUAUACAUAAAUAAUUGCCUUUCAUUCCCUGAAGGUUGGCAGACAUCAUUUUAAAGUGCGUGCAGCAAUCUUGGCUUUAUCUGUGGCUCCAGCUAGGCAAGCCUGGUCUGUCCCCAGGCAUGUUGGCAUGCACUGGUUUUGAUUUCCUCUUUCACUGACACACCAACUGACGAGGUCUGGGGACGUCCAGGCAGUGCUCUCCUGUAAGGUGGUGGUGACACCUCCCUGAGAAGGCAGCUUGCAAAGGUGGGGGCCAAAAUUCAAGACAGCUUCUGCCAGUCGUCUUCCAGUGUAGCUGGCUGGUGCCCUGUAUUUUGGCUUAUGCUUUUUUCCCUAGAUCAGAAGCAUUAUAAUCCCCUUGCUCACUUUUGUGUUUCAUUUAUCUAAUAAAAGUGCCUACCAGUGAAAUUGCACUUAGUGUUAGUUCUCAGCAGAAGAUGAGGUUUAGCCUCUUUAUUUGAGAAUAACUCUAUGCAGUUAUGAUUUACCUAAUGGAGUCUGUCCUGUAAAUGUGCAAAUUAUUUUACAGUUAUGUAUCUAAUAAAUAGUGUCUGUGCCUUGGA
Messenger RNA from Harpia harpyja (harpy eagle), 2834 nucleotides. It is a transcript of the gene LRRC74B, whose product is annotated as leucine rich repeat containing 74B. The transcript has 10 exons. The coding region runs from base 48 to 1040 and encodes 330 amino acids. The record is from RefSeq and is a predicted model, not a curated record. Lineage: Eukaryota; Metazoa; Chordata; Aves; Accipitriformes; Accipitridae. Gene Ontology annotation, molecular function: protein binding.